AUGCCUUAUAAAAAUGAUGACUGUUGUGGAGUCUUUGGCCAAAACAAUCAGAACAUUCAUACUGGUGAGAAGCCCUAUCAAUGUGAUGACUGCGGGAAGGCCUUCAACCAAAAGUCCUAUCUUAUUGUACCUCAGAGGAUUCAUACUGGAGAAAUGCCCUUUAAAUGCAACGAAUGCAGUAAGGCCUUCAGCCAGAGGUCACACCUUAUUGUACAUAAUAGAAUUCCUAUAGGAGAGAAACCUCAUCAGUGUAAUCAUUGUGGAAAGGCUUUUAGAACAAGGUCUACCCUUGUUGUACAUCAGAGAAUUCACAGUGAAGAAAUGCCUUAUAAAUAUAAUCAAUGUGGGAAGAUCUUUAGCCAUGCUCGAGCUUUUCUUCAGCACCAGAAUAAUCAUACUGAAGAGAAGCCCUAUCAGUGUGACGAAUGUGGGAAAGCCUUCAGCCAAAGGUCUCACCUUGCUGUACACCAGAGAAUCCACACUGGAGAAAAACUUCAUAGGUGUCAUGAAUGUGGCAAGGCUUUCAAAGGACACUCAUCCCUUAUCUGCCAUGAGAGAAUUCAUACUGGAGAGAAACCUUAUGAAUGGCAUCAAUGUGGAAACGCUUUUAGAACAAG
Gracilinanus agilis (Agile Gracile Mouse Opossum) is the source of this 617-nucleotide messenger RNA. RefSeq names its product zinc finger protein 3-like. The record is from RefSeq and is a predicted model, not a curated record. The annotation marks the transcript as partial. The transcript has a single exon. NCBI's taxonomy places the organism in Eukaryota, Metazoa, Chordata, Mammalia, Didelphimorphia, Didelphidae. Gene Ontology annotation, biological process: regulation of transcription by RNA polymerase II. Gene Ontology annotation, molecular function: DNA-binding transcription factor activity, RNA polymerase II-specific; RNA polymerase II cis-regulatory region sequence-specific DNA binding.